AUGGAACUUCUUCCUCAGGGUCAAGCAAAUACCACAGAGGUUUUGUGGGAGGACCAGCAGAAAAUAAACGAGUUUUCGUCUCUAAUCAACAAAAAAGACACGUUGGCCGACCAGCUCGACACAUACAAAAAUGAGAAGGAAUAUAUCGAUGAUCUAGCCAUGGAGAUCGAACUUUUGGACGACGAAGAAAAAAUACAGUACAAGAUUGCAGAUGCUUUUGUUUUCGUCAGCGUCACGAAAGCUGUGGAGAUGAUCGAGAAGGAAAACGAGCUUUUGGAUUCCAAGAUCUCUCUAAUUUCGGACCGCAUUGACGAUAUCGACUCUCAGUUGUCGAUGUUAAAGGCACACUUAUACGGCAAGUUUGGGAAAAGCAUCAAUCUCGAGCGGGAUUAG
This is a messenger RNA of Metschnikowia bicuspidata var. bicuspidata NRRL YB-4993, 393 nucleotides long. RefSeq names its product tubulin-binding prefolding complex subunit. The transcript has a single exon. Gene Ontology annotation, biological process: protein folding. The coding region runs from base 1 to 393 and encodes 130 amino acids. Gene Ontology annotation, cellular component: cytoplasm; prefoldin complex. NCBI's taxonomy places the organism in Eukaryota, Fungi, Ascomycota, Pichiomycetes, Serinales, Metschnikowiaceae. The record is from RefSeq and is a predicted model, not a curated record.